Parasteatoda tepidariorum (common house spider) is the source of this 2475-nucleotide messenger RNA. Lineage: Eukaryota; Metazoa; Arthropoda; Arachnida; Araneae; Theridiidae. The record is from RefSeq and is a predicted model, not a curated record.
AUGAAUUCCAACAUUCUCUAUACAACAGGUAAUUCUCUGAAGAUCCAACCAUUCACUUUUCCUCCAGAAUCUGUAAUAAGAGAGAGGGCGAGUGCCACAUGCACGUCAUCAUUUGGAGAAAAAAUGAGUUUCAGUUGGUUGAAAAACGGGAAGAGAUUAACCAAGGGAAAAAAUAUAGACAUCAGGUCCUUCCCAGAUCUCUCAGCUCUCGUCAUUGAUCCAUUAACUGAAGAAGAUUCCGGGAAUUACACCUGCAUCGUCACCGCACGUGGAAUGAAAACCAGCCAUACAGCAAAUCUAGAAGUCUUAGUCCCACCAUCUUGGGUACACGUGCCACGUGACGUCGAUGCCUUGAGUGGAGACACGGUUUUCCUAGAUUGUAGUGGUCAAGGAACCCCUAAACCUUUGACUACAUGGUAUAGAAAACAAGGUGACCAGACAGAGUUUAGACCUAUAAGGGUCUCGAAUCACUUAAAUGCAUUGACCAAUGGGACUCUUAUAUUAGUUUCAAUCCAAAAAACAGAUGAAGGACUUUACAAAUGCAAUGUUUCAAACAAUAUUGGAUCACCUCUUCUUAAGACAGUUGCAGUCAAAGUUAUAGGCAAUUCUCUGAAGAUUCAACCAUUUAAUUUUCCUCCGGAAUCUGUAAUCAGAGAGAGGGCAAGUGCAUUAUGCACAUCUUCAUCUGGAGAGAAAAUGAACUUCAAUUGGUUGAAAAAUGGUAAAACUCUAACCAAGGGACAAAAUGUCGACAUCAGGUCUUUCCCAGACAUCUCAACUCUCAUCAUAGACCCUCUUUUAGAUGAAGAUUCUGGAAAUUACACUUGCAUUGCCUCAGCAAGAGGAAUGACAGCAAGUCACACAGCAAAUCUAGAAGUAUUAGUACCACCCUCUUGGGUCCACGUACCCCAUGACGUAGAUGCCUUGAGUGGAAAUUCAAUAUCUCUGGACUGUGCUGGACAAGGGACUCCGAAACCAUCAACAGCCUGGUAUAGAAAACAAGGUGCAGAUUUCAUACCGAUCUCCUCAUCAUCCAACCACUCACCGAACGGAAGUCUUUUGCUAAUUUCGAUUGAGAAAUCCGAUGAAGGAUUGUACCGAUGCAACAUUUCAAACGGUAUAGGAUCUCCGCUCUUGAAAUCAAUCGCCAUUAAAGUCAUUGCAUACACGCCAUUAGUAUAUGAGUUAAGCGUUAGUGUCAUCCUAACAGCUUCCUCUUUUGCAAUGCAAUCUAUAGAAGCGUUUAGACCGGAUAAAACUAUUCUUGAUCGACAAAAAAUGUUUUCUUUUAAGUUGAGAUUGUCUACUUGGAUCCAUUUUUAUGCCUUUGUUUUCCUCUGUGGUACUAUGAUGUCUUUUCAACAAAUCGAGUCAGCCGAAAGUUCCUUGAUGAUUCCACCAUUUCUCUUCCCGCCUGAAUCAUCGGUUGUCGGAAAAAGAGGAAUAGCUGCUUGCACAUCUUCUUCGGGAGAGAAAAUGGACUUCAAGUGGUUGAAAAAUGGUCAAACUCUGACCAAAGGAAGCAACGUUGACAUCAGAACAUCUCCCGACGUUUCUACGCUCAUCAUAGAUCCUCUCACAGAAGAAGAUACAGGAAAUUAUACCUGCAUCGUCAACGCACGUGGAAUGACGGCGAGCCACACAGCAAGUCUUGAAGUGUUAAUUCCGCCAUCUUGGGUCCAUAUGCCACGUGACGUCGAUGCUUUGAUUGGAGACUCUGUUUCUUUGGAUUGUAUUGGUCAGGGCACUCCAAAACCUGUAACUACUUGGUUCAAGAAACAAGGUGAUAACGGAGAUUUUUUGAUCACAUCGAACCACUUCAAAUUUUCACCCAAUGGAAGUUUGAUAUUGAUUUCAAUUCAAAAGUCCGAUGAGGGUGUCUACAAGUGUAACAUCUCAAAUGGUAUAGGAUCUUCAUUGUUGAAGACAAUUGUAGUUAAAGUUAUUGAUUUUACAUUAACAGGUGCAAAUUCCUUGAAGAUUCAACCCUUCAUUUUUCCAUUGGAAUCAUCCAUAAUCGGUGAAAGGGUUACUGCAGUUUGCGCAUCAUCGUCUGGAGAAAAAAUGAACUUCAAGUGGUUAAAAAAUGGCACACCUCUGAUUAAGGAACGAAAUGUCGAUAUAAGAACCUAUCCCGAUAUAUCCAAUCUUGUCAUAGGUCCCCUCACUGAAGAAGAUUCUGGAAACUACACUUGCAUCGUCACCGCACGAGGAAUGACCGCUAGCCAUACAGCAACCUUAAAAGUCUUGGUUCCGCCGUUCUGGGUCCAUGUGCCACGUGACGUCGAUAGUCUGAGUGGAGAUUCAGUGUCCUUGGAUUGUGUCGGUCAAGGUAUUCCAAAACCCAUGACGACCUGGUAUAGAAAACAAGCGGCAUUGCUCUGGUGUGUUUAUUUCGGUUUAGUACACCUAGCAAAUUUACUAUACCUAGAUCCCACUUUUCAGACUAUUGUUCUCGCCAAUCUGAAAUUAUAG